This is a messenger RNA of Drosophila subobscura, 1616 nucleotides long. RefSeq names its product trichohyalin. Gene Ontology annotation, cellular component: motile cilium. The record is from RefSeq and is a predicted model, not a curated record. Bases 63 to 1502 code for a protein of 479 amino acids. Gene Ontology annotation, biological process: cilium organization. Lineage: Eukaryota; Metazoa; Arthropoda; Insecta; Diptera; Drosophilidae. The transcript has 2 exons.
UUAGAAUUAAUUAUUGAUUUUUUUUCUCUUUCCUGCGUUUGUUAUUAUUGUUACUGUGAACCAUGACGACCGGCACAGGAGACGGUGCCCAACAACGGACUUGGGGCAGGAACGCGUUGCCAGCCAUUUUCAUAAGCGGAAAACCUAAAUUUAUUGUUCCAAGCGACGUACCGCAGGAUCUCGACUUUCAGAGCAGAGUCUAUUCACGCAACUUGAUGGCCGAUCUGGGGACAUUGCAGAGAAGCGACGAGCUGUCCAAGGAGAAUCCGAUGCACCGCGAGAACUUCGAAAAGGCGGCCAUAUCCCACGAGCUAAUGGAAAUCAAGCGGGCCGAGUUUUUGGAGAAGAAGCGGCGCCAGCAGCUCCGCAACGAUUGCGAAGGGCUGCGCACGCUUGAGGAACAGCUGCGAUCGGCUGCGAUUGCCAAGGAUUUGUCAGAGCGUAUGGCGCAGAAGUGCCAGGCCCGCAGUCUGGCAGUGAGAGCCAGAGCCCUGGGCCAGGAGAGAGCCGCCUUGGAGCUGCUGGAGCUGGCCCAGGAGGACGACAAACUAUUGGCCCAGAAGGAGGAGCAGCGGAAGCUUCGUGAGUCACUCGCUCUUCAAAUAGAAGAAAACCGACUACGCCGCCAGCAGAAGGCCGCAGAGAAAUUCUCACAGCGGGAGCUCAUCAAUGCCAGGCAGAAGCAAAUCGAGGAGGAGGACAGAGCGGAGCAGGAGGAGAGGAUUCGACAGAAGGCUGUGGAUCGCCUGAACACUCUUCAGUUUAUGCAAGAAAAAAGGGAGUUCCAAGAAAUGGAAAAGGCCCGGGCAAGGGAAGAACUGCGAAAGCUGCUCGAGACGCAGUCCGAGGUUGAGGACAGAAAGAACCAGCUCGAAGAGGAGAGAGUGCAACUGAUGCGCAAACAGGAGGAGAUUAGUACACGCAUUGGCCAGCAGCUAUUCCAAGUGGAGAACUCAAAACGAAUCAGAGACCGUCAGCUAAUGGAUCUACUGGAGGCCGAGUACAAGGCCAGGGCGGACAUGCGUUUUCGCCAAGAGGUACAGGAGAAGGCAGUGUCGCGGGAGCGUACGAAACAGGAAAUGGAUUUGUACCACUUGGAAAUACAGCAACGGAAACUGGACGAGCUGCAGGUGAAGCGGGACGAACUAACCGCCCGGCAAGAGGAACUUGCUAGCAAUACUGAAGAGAUCGAAAGAGAGGAGCAACUGAAGGCGUACCGACAGCGAAAGGCGCAUGGUGCCACGCUCCUCUCGAUGAUUGAGGACAACCACGUGAGGCGCGCCGAGGCCACGGCCGAACAUCUCCAAUACUCCAUGAUGAAAAAGAAGUCGGAAGACGAACAGCAUGCCCUUGAGGAGAGCGAGCGUCUACGCAUGCUGUCCGCCGUGCCCAAAACGGUUCUUCCCUAUCUGCCCAAAAAUGCCUUGUCCAAGGCAGAGCACGAGUAUUUCGGCCUCUCGCAGGAGCAGCAGCAGCUCCGCCUGGGAAGUGGAGACUGCUAGCAGUAUUAUUGCUGCCCAACUGUUGGCAGUGACAAAACUUAUUAUCUCAAUAGGCACUUUUCAGGCUAGAAAUUAUAGAUUUGCUUACUCUUUAUUAUUAAAUAACUAAUUUAA